Molecule: messenger RNA, 2316 nt
Organism: Triticum aestivum (bread wheat)
Lineage: Eukaryota; Viridiplantae; Streptophyta; Magnoliopsida; Poales; Poaceae
Product: calcium-dependent protein kinase 27
Exons: 7
Coding region: 306-2180 (624 amino acids)
Biological process (GO): protein phosphorylation
Molecular function (GO): protein kinase activity; ATP binding; calcium ion binding
Source: RefSeq, a predicted model, not a curated record
UUGUUAACCACAUCCUCCCUCAUUUCCCUCCAAAAUUAGUGUUUUUCGUGCUACCACUCUGUUUCUUUCUCCUCUCACUUUCCAAUUUUAGCUCCUGUUUGUUCCCCGGCUAUCUUCUCCCCCGAACCGACACCACCAAUAACCCACGCCUCUCCGUUUCCGACGUCGGUCGUUGUUUCCCGGCGGAACGCGCCCCGUUCCGCCGCCGCUGCCGUGGCCAUGCCACUCAUACAGCGGAGGACAGACCCUGUGCUCUGAUCGCCGUCGUCAUCGUUCGCCGCCGCUGCCGCCGCAGCACGCGCCCGAUGGGCAACGUCUGCGUCGGCCCGCGCCGCAGCUUCGCCAAGAAAGGCUUCUUCAGCACCAUCUCCGGCUCCAUUUGGCGCAACCGCUCCGCCGCUCCCUCGAGUAGCCCCUCCGAGCCUACCACCACCUCCCGCUCCGUCCCCGUUGUACAGCCCACCGCCUCCGCUCCUCCCCCAGAGGUCAAGCCGCCUGCGCCUGAGCCAACCCCUACGGCCCCUCCAGCUCCCAUCGUCAUCUCCGAACCGGCGAUACCGCCCCCCCAACAGCACCCUCAGCCAGCGGAGAAAGAGGCCAAUACCCCUUCUCCUCCUCCUCCGUUGGAGCAGCAGCCGUCAUCGCAGCCGGCUCAGCCGCAGCCGAGACAGCAGUCGCAGCCCAAAAAGCCGUCGGGGCACAUCAAGCGCAUCUCGAGCGCCGGGCUGCAGGUGCAGUCGGUCCUCCGGCGUAAGACCGACAACCUCAAGGACAAAUACAGCCUCGGCCGGAAGCUGGGGCAGGGGCAGUUCGGCACGACGUACCUGUGCGUGGACAAGGCAACUGGUCUGGAGUACGCGUGCAAGUCCAUCGCCAAGCGGAAGCUCAUCACCGACGAGGACGUCGAGGACGUGCGGCGGGAGAUCCAGAUCAUGCACCACCUCGCCGGCCACCCGAACAUUAUCUCCAUCCGGGGAGCCUAUGAGGACGCGGUGGCGGUGCACGUCGUGAUGGAGCUGUGCGCCGGCGGGGAGCUGUUCGACCGGAUCGUGCGCAGGGGGCACUACACCGAGCGGCAGGCUGCCGAGCUCGCCCGUGUCAUCGUGGCCGUCGUGGAGUCGUGCCACUCGCUGGGCGUAAUGCACCGCGACCUCAAGCCUGAGAACUUCCUCUUCGUGGGCAAUGAGGAGGACGCGGCGCUCAAGACCAUCGACUUCGGCCUCUCCAUGUUCUUCCGACCAGGCGAGAUGUUCAGCGACGUUGUGGGGAGCCCGUACUACGUGGCGCCGGAGGUGCUCAAGAAGAGCUACAGCCAGGAGGCUGACGUGUGGAGCGCUGGCGUCAUCGUAUACAUCCUGCUCUGCGGCGUGCCUCCAUUCUGGGCAGAGACAGAACAGGGGAUAUUCGAGCAGGUGCUGAAGGGUACGCUGGACUUCGAGUCGGACCCGUGGCCCAGCGUGUCGGAGGGCGCCAAGGACCUGCUCCGGAAGGUGCUCGUCAGGGACCCCAAGAAGCGGCUCACCGCGCACCAAGUCCUCUGCCACCCGUGGCUGCAGAUGAGCGGAGAGGCACCCGACAAGCCGCUCGACUCGGCGGUUCUCUCGCGCCUGAAGCAGUUCUCGGCGAUGAACAAGCUCAGGAAGAUGGCAUUGAGAGUGAUUGCCGAGAACUUAUCAGAGGAGGAGAUUGCAGGGCUCAAGGAGAUGUUCAAGAUGAUGGACACCGACAAUAGCGGGCAGAUCAACUAUGAGGAGCUCAAGGCUGGGCUGGAGAGGGUGGGCGCCAACAUGAAGGAGUCGGAGAUAUCUCAGCUCAUGCAGGCUGCCGAUAUUGACAACAGUGGUACCAUAGACUAUGGAGAGUUCAUAGCUGCCACUCUACACUUGAACAAAGUUGAUAGGGAAGACCAUCUAUAUGCCGCCUUCCAAUACUUUGACAAGGAUGGUAGUGGAUACAUCACGGCUGACGAGCUCCAACAGGCAUGCGACGAGUUUGGGAUUGAGGAUGUUCGACUUGAGGACAUGAUAGGCGAAGUAGAUCAGGAUAAUGAUGGACGCAUAGAUUACAAUGAGUUUGUGGCCAUGAUGCAAAAAUCGACCGCAGGCUUUGGGAAGAAAGGCCAUCAGUAUAACGUUAGUGUCGGUCUUAGGGAUGCCUUGAACAUAAAGUCAAAUAGCUAACAAUGUUGUAGAAGUGUUUCUAUUGUGUACCUAUAUGUAUACCCACCUCCUUUUACUAUGAUAAGUGGUGUUGUACAUACAUAUGUGAUUCUAAAGGAAAGGGAAGCGUAUGAUUGUAAAGUAAAGGAAAGGAAAA